Molecule: messenger RNA, 431 nt
Organism: Colletotrichum navitas
Lineage: Eukaryota; Fungi; Ascomycota; Sordariomycetes; Glomerellales; Glomerellaceae
Exons: 1
Coding region: 123-365 (80 amino acids)
Source: RefSeq, a predicted model, not a curated record
AAGAGCGGACGGAACUAUACGACUCGUCUCGUAGCUAACGUCUUCCCAAGCCUCUGGGAACGAUACCCGGUUGGAGGGAGCACAAGGGAGGAAGAGUAGCAGUUGCCCAAAGAGGCGUCCCGAUGAGGUGCGAGUUCCAUGCCCUAGGUCCCAGACUAGGAUUCUGGCUCGAGGGUGACGGCCCAGCGUGGCCGGCGAUGAUCUGCUUGGGUCUCGAAUGGCUGGGUGAUACAACGCCGGACUCAGCUACGCGCACCCAGGUUCAACGCCCGUCCUACUCGCGACAUUUAGCCAAUCCGCGAGGAAGAAUUCCCUCCUUCUCUGCGGGCCAAGCCCCCUCCCCGGUCGAGGGAGACGGGAAAUAGGGGAGGGGGUCGUGCCACACUUUCUCGGGAAGCAAUUGCUGCUGCGCUGCGGGAAGACCCGGUUCA